AUGGGCAAAGCUUUGAAAUGGUUUAGAGGUAUGUUGGGCUUGAAUAAGAAGAGAUGGAGCUUUCCCAAGGGAAAACUCCGCCGUCGAUCUCAUGCGAUCGACGACAAAGAGACAAGUAGGCAGGCAAUCGCCGUGGCCGAGGCUGCGGUGGCCCACGGCGCCACGUAUUGUUCACAAAACGACGUCGUUUGUGAGGAGCCAGCGGCCGUUGUGAUUCAAUCUCAUUUCCGUGGUCAUCUCUCGAGAAGAGCUCUACGGGCGCUGAAGGCCUUGGUUAAGCUCCAAGCACUCGUUAGAGGCCACAUUUUGCGGAAGCAUAAUGCUGAAACGUUACGACAGCUGCAGGCACUUAUGCGCGCCCAAGCCAGGGCACGGGCUGGCCGACUCCCCACUGAGGAGAGCACCAAGCCCUCCCUCUUCAACCACACAGAGAAGGCAGAUCACGCAACGAAGCAGAACGAGCAUGAAUCCCCUGCCUGCGCCAAAAUGCAGAGGAAAAACACCAACCUCGUGUAUGAUCCAGACAAGUCGCCCUCGCCCUGGAUGGAGAGGAGGAAAGGCGAGAAGGUGCGAUGGGACCAAGGCGCCUACUUCACUAGGAUCGCCCGUGUGGAUGAGGAGAAAGGCGACAAGGUUGUAGAAGUUGACACGGGAAGGCCAAGCACGAGCCCUACAGGCAGAACCAUCAUCCACAUCUCCGACCAUCACACCACAUGGUUAAGUCCGUCCCUAAGCCCUCUCACGGUAGCCAUAAAUGCCAACGGAAGCCCCUUCUACACGGCCAACAACAGCCCCGCCUACUCAUCAUCAGUGGAAGGGAGCUCCAAGAGGGCGCUGUUCGCGCCUGCCAAGAGCAGCCUGAGCAAUUGCACAGAGCAUCCGAGCUACAUGGCUUACACGGAGUCCUCAAAGGCAAAGGCAAGGUCUCUCAGUGCUCCAAAACAGAGGCCUCAAUCGGAGAGGUCUAGCUCCCCGUGGGAGAGAUAG
Messenger RNA from Salvia splendens (bonfire salvia), 987 nucleotides. Its product is annotated as protein IQ-DOMAIN 17. The transcript is spliced from 3 exons. The record is from RefSeq and is a predicted model, not a curated record. Bases 1 to 987 code for a protein of 328 amino acids. Gene Ontology annotation, molecular function: protein binding. Lineage: Eukaryota; Viridiplantae; Streptophyta; Magnoliopsida; Lamiales; Lamiaceae.